Molecule: messenger RNA, 1365 nt
Organism: Chanos chanos (milkfish)
Lineage: Eukaryota; Metazoa; Chordata; Actinopteri; Gonorynchiformes; Chanidae
Gene: rad18
Product: RAD18 E3 ubiquitin protein ligase
Exons: 13
Coding region: 1-1365 (454 amino acids)
Biological process (GO): protein monoubiquitination; DNA damage tolerance
Cellular component (GO): nucleus; Rad6-Rad18 complex
Molecular function (GO): ubiquitin protein ligase activity; single-stranded DNA binding
Source: RefSeq, a predicted model, not a curated record
AUGUCUAAUGUAACUGAGGUGGAUUUACCGCCGAAUCUGUCAUGUCUCAAAAAUAUAGACACCUUGCUACGAUGUCCCAUCUGCUUCGACUUCGUAAACAUCGCCAUGAUGACCCGAUGCUCGCACAACUUUUGCUCCCUGUGCAUACGAAAAUUUCUCUCCUACAAGCUGCAGUGUCCAGUUUGCAAUUUAGCGAUGACAGAACAGGAUUUGAGAAACAACCGAAUUCUUGAUGACUUGGUCCAGAGUUUCCAAAUUGCAAGGCAAAAGUUGUGUCAAGCAAACUUCGACUCGCCCCCGAUAUCUCCUAAAACCCCCUCCUCCGCGCUCAAACCAAAGCUGGCGAGGCAAGGGGGCCCCCGAAAGGAAGGCACCAUUCUGAGUCACUUUCUCCAAAAACGACCCCCGACGUCUCCCUUGGCUGGGGUCAGGGAGAAGAGCUCGCGUCGGGAUGGCUUCUCCCCGGGGCCCGGGGCCUCCAAGCCCGUGAAAGAGGAGCCGGAGGAGGUCGGCAUCCGGGGGCAGGUCAGGGUCAAAGAGGAGGAGGCGCAGGAGGAGCUGCAGCUGAGCGGAAUGAUGGAUCGCGUGAAGAUGGAGAGGACGGACAGCUCCGUUUCUCCGUCCACCUCACAGGAUGUGAAGCCCGUGGUCAAAGUGGAGUGCCCUGUCUGUGGAGUCGCCGUCCCUCAGCAGCACAUUAAUAAGCAUCUGGACAUGUGUCUGACCAGAGAGGAGAAGAAGGAGGGCCUGAGGAGGUCUGACCAACUAGCACCCCCCUCUUCUCCGUUUCUUAUGCCCAACUCAGGGAAGCGCCGGCCAAUAACCAAACUGGUGUACACGUUGUUAACUGUGCAGGAGCUGAAGAAGAAAUUGAGAGAAUGCCACCUUUCCACUCAGGGCUCCAGAGAUCAGCUGAUCAGACGUCAUCAGGACUUUGUGCACAUUUAUAACGCGCAGUGUGACGCCCUCAGUCCCCGGUCAGCCGAGGACAUCGCCAGAGAAGUGGAAAAUAACGAGAAGACGCGGAAUCAACUGGAGAGAAAAAACGAACGUGCCGUCGUCAAGACCAAGAACCUGACGUCUAAAGAAGUGGAGGAACUGAAUUCAAAUUACCGUAAACAGCACAGCAGCGAAUUCUCCAGGCUCAUCGCCCAGGUCAAAAGUCGCAUGAAGACGUCCGCACGAGGUCAGGCCACGCGAGAGGAGAAGGAAACAGGAGAAACGACGUGCCGCUCAGGUAACGCCAUUCUAAGUAAUGCUUCCCCAUCCGUUUCCUCCAAGCCCGAGGUCGAUGAGAGUGAAGUCAUCGAGGUCUUGUCAAGGUCACCGAGCCCGUCUCUGAGUGAAGUGUCUGUCAGUAGGUAA